AUGCUCCGCUGUCAGGCCUCGGCAGUCUAUGCCCCAGCAGGACAGGAAUUAUGGGAAUGUCUCGCACUCUCAACAAGUGAGAUUGAGCUUGCGGGUGUGAAGGCUGAAAGUAACCCCUAUCAUUUGCUCGACGGCCAGGACGUGGUAGAUUUGUGUCUUCAGGUCACCAAGAUCAGCGCCACUUUCCUCCGCCUUAAUCCACCUGUCAAAAUUUUGCCAUUUAAGAGACCAAAACGAAUGACUGCAGUAAUAAUCCCCGCCCCCCACAAGGCUUCUGUUCACUGCCAAGGACGAGCCCACGAGUCCUUCAAACUUCACAUCAUUUUGCCAAAUAGCAUACAACACAGCAGCGAGGCCAACAUGGCAAAACAGGAAAAGGAUGAGGUCAUUGAAGUUGUUGAUCCAUGGGUGAAGACGCUUCAACAAGAUGGAUUGCGUUUCAGGAUCAAGGACUCAUGGUUAAUCAAGGGUCAGGUUUGUGUGGGUCGCGGCGAGGUUUCCGCAAUGGCGCAGCAUCAGUAUCUACAGCCAAGUGGGUGUCACCAGUGCCCAAACAAUCCAGGACCUCUUUGCCAACGGACCACAAUAUCAAGGAAUGACUUAAUCAUAGUGUCAAAGAACUCAGCAGCGGGACCAGGGUUGUUUGCGACAAAAACGCCACGCUCAAACGCCAACAAUCAGCUGUCAGACCUGCAAUGA
Serpula lacrymans var. lacrymans S7.9 is the source of this 699-nucleotide messenger RNA. RefSeq lists its product as uncharacterized. The record is from RefSeq and is a predicted model, not a curated record. The transcript is spliced from 7 exons. Lineage: Eukaryota; Fungi; Basidiomycota; Agaricomycetes; Boletales; Serpulaceae. The coding region runs from base 1 to 699 and encodes 232 amino acids.